AUGAGUUUUGCUCUAGCUCUUCUCCUCAGUUUCAUCCCUGUGGUUCUGGUUCAGAAUAGCAGUAUCCAGAGGAUCCAACAGUGUGGAUCACACUGCACUCAGGGGCUGCGCUGCACAUCAGGACCUCACAUGUCCUUUGGCAAAUGUAGACACAUGCCUGCUCUUAACACCAGCUCUGUUUUCCAUAACGUGACUUUGGCCACCGUGAUGAAAUGUGAUAUUGGGGUUCAGGAUGACUGCUUUUCAGUGAAGGCUGGUCAGGAUGUGUAUGUUACAAUGAAAACUGUCCCCCGGUACUGUGAGGCAGUUUGGUCACAGACAUACACCGUUCAAGAUUGCACUCAUGAAGACUUGAGGCACGCCAUUACAGAAUGCCUCACUGGGAAGUUGGAGUAUGCUGUAGACUUUGUGAGGAAAGAGCUGAGUGUGAGAGUGGUGGAUAUGCCAGGGGGUGCAAACUACCACCUUAGACUCUGCUACAAGGACUCCAUCUGCAGAGGAACAGGGACUCACUCACUGAUCACACAGCAAGACCGUGGUAAAAGUGUCACAUUUCAGUACUCCAGACUACUGCCGUGCUUGUGUAUUGAGGGUUGGCCCGCGUGGGAGGACGCGCGAAGAGCUCAGGUCUGCCCCUUUAAAAACUACACAGAGGAGAUGUGGUCUGGUGUGACCUUUGACCCUCACAAGGAGGCAUUGUCAUGGGAACCAAAGUGUCCUAUGCUUACAGUUGUAACUCUUUGUUACAAAGUUGGAGAUCAUGUCUGUCUGGACUUGGGUAACACAUCAAUCACCUCUGACAGAGAAACAGUAAUAUUUGCUAAAGUGGAUCCACACCCUAAACUAUGUAUGAAGUUCACCACAGAACAUGGUUCAUGGAUAGAUUGUCCCUUCAUUAGUGGAAAUUUCCCAGUAUGGGAGGUGAAAAUGGCAUCCUACGGUGACGAGCAGAAAGCUGAGAUAGUGUCCAGUGUCCGGGCAGACUUUCUCCUCACUCUGUGCCGUAUGACUGAGCCGUCUGAGAAGAUGAGGUCAACAGAAGUGAACUUAUCGGGAAGUGUGUGUGAACCAAAUAUGUGUAUUCAGGUGAGGAGGAUGGAUGUGCAGUUUUCAUUGCCUCAUCUUCAGUGUCAUUUCCAGUGCUGGAUGAAUGAAGAAGUGAGGCUUAAAGAAAUCUUUGUACCUUUCAGAGCUUUCUUGGUAGAUCGUUUCUGUGAUGACAUGAAAGAAACUGGCUUCAGUGGACCCGGAGAAACAGCAGAAAGCCCCGGGGGACCCGUGACCUCAGAUGACUGA
This is a messenger RNA of Chanos chanos (milkfish), 1296 nucleotides long. RefSeq names its product interleukin 17 receptor E-like (gene il17rel). The transcript is spliced from 15 exons. Lineage: Eukaryota; Metazoa; Chordata; Actinopteri; Gonorynchiformes; Chanidae. The record is from RefSeq and is a predicted model, not a curated record. Gene Ontology annotation, molecular function: interleukin-17 receptor activity. The coding region runs from base 1 to 1296 and encodes 431 amino acids.